AUGCAGGGAAGAACGUUCACGUCACUGCCCCGCGUGCAUGGGGCGAGCCUCAAAGUUCCCCUCCAUGAGUACAGAAUUUCGCCCAACUGUACAGCUUGCAUGCCACUGCUCGUCAGAAGUCUUCUCUGUGCACUGCCUCGCACUUGCCUCACUACUACACGCUGGUCUACUUUGUACAGCAUUCGUGGAGCUCACCAAAUCGCCAACAUGUCUUUCGAAACGACAGGAACGAUCAAUAGCUUUGGCGGCAAGCUGCUGAAGCUUGCGCACAAGUCUAAAGUCAACAAUUGCGAAAUGAAGUUGAACCUCUACCUACCGCCCCAAGCAAGCACGUCGAAACCGGUCCCAGUCCUCUUCUACUUGGCUGGCCUGACAUGUACCGGUGACAAUGGCGCAGAAAAGGGUUUCCUGCAGCACAAGGCUUCGGAAAAGGGCAUUGCGGUUGUGUACCCAGACACGAGUCCACGUGGCCUCCAGAUCCAGGGCGAGGAUGACAGCUACGACUUCGGCAGUGGAGCAGGUUUCUACGUCGAUGCCACCAAGGAGCCAUGGGCGAAGGGAUACAACAUGUACAGCUACAUCACUCAAGAACUCCCCGAACAACUCUUUGCCAGCUGCAAGGAGCUAGACGGCAAGCGCGUGUCUAUUACAGGACACAGCAUGGGAGGCCAUGGUGCUCUGACUCUGUUCCUGAAGAACCCAGGCAAAUAUCGAUCCGUCUCGGCCUUCGCGCCAAUGACGAAUCCAUCAAACUGUCCUUGGGGCGAGAAGGCGUUUGGUGGCUACUUUGGAGACGACAAGUCUAAGUGGGCUGAGCACGAUGCUACAGAGCUCUUGCCCAAGUACCCCCACGACACCGACAUCCUCAUUGACGUUGGCACUAGCGACAACUUCUACAAGCAAGGACAGUUGCUUCCAGAGAAACUUGAAGAGGCUGCGAAGAAGGCGGGUAAGAAGGUCAAUGUGCGCUACCAGGACGGCUACGACCACAGCUACUUCUUCAUCAGCACUUUCUCGGCCGACCACGUUGAGCACGCGGCGAAGUACCUGCUUGCGUAA
Fulvia fulva is the source of this 1059-nucleotide messenger RNA. Its product is annotated as S-formylglutathione hydrolase. NCBI's taxonomy places the organism in Eukaryota, Fungi, Ascomycota, Dothideomycetes, Mycosphaerellales, Mycosphaerellaceae. Gene Ontology annotation, biological process: formaldehyde catabolic process. The transcript is spliced from 2 exons. The coding region runs from base 1 to 1059 and encodes 352 amino acids. Gene Ontology annotation, cellular component: cytosol. The record is from RefSeq and is a predicted model, not a curated record. Gene Ontology annotation, molecular function: S-formylglutathione hydrolase activity.